Messenger RNA from Neopsephotus bourkii (Bourke's parrot), 4117 nucleotides. It is a transcript of the gene ATOSA, whose product is annotated as atos homolog A. The coding region runs from base 362 to 3667 and encodes 1101 amino acids. Lineage: Eukaryota; Metazoa; Chordata; Aves; Psittaciformes; Psittacidae. The transcript is spliced from 13 exons. The record is from RefSeq and is a predicted model, not a curated record.
CCGCGGUGACUCAGAGCCGGGGGUGAGCCGAGGUCUGUUGUUGUGGGAUUUUUUCCUCGGCAGGUUAUAAAUAGCCCCGCUCGGCGCCGUGUCACGGAAGGACACCCUGGCCGGGCGCGGGGAGAGGCCGCCGUCACUCAGCCGUCCCCGGCCUGCUGCCUGCCUGCCGGCGGGCCCCGCUGCCAGGCAGGGGUCCGCUUGCUGGUCGUACGGCAAAGAAUCGCUCUCGGGUAGCUGGAGGCAGCGGCAGCCAGCCUUCGUGGGGGGAGCAGCGGGGCACCGGGGCUCCUGCCUGAGGAGACAGAGAAAAUGAAGCCGGAACGAGGGUGACACACAGCUCCUUCAGCUCCCCAAACCAAGCAUGUUGGACGUGGUUUCACAUUAUGGUGGCAGUGACUGUGAACCUAGCGUAGAUACUUUGGAUGAAUACUUUGAGUAUGAAGCCGAGGAGUUCCUGGUCUCCUUGGCCUUGCUGAUCACUGAAGGUCGAACACCCGAGUACUCGAUCAAAGGCAGAACAGAGGGCUUUCAUUGCCCGCCGGCACAAUCAGGUCAGCUGCCAACAACUAAGCAUGAAUGCAGCGACAAACUGGCUCAGUGUCGUCAAGCCAGGCGAACCAGAUCUGAGGUUAUGCUACUGUGGAAGAACAAUAUUCCAAUCAUGGUAGAAGUGAUGCUACUUCCAGACUGUUGCUAUAGCGAUGAAGGGCCCACCACUGAGGGGAAUGAUUUAAAUGACCCUGCAAUUAAACAAGAUGCAUUGCUAUUAGAAAGGUGGAUUUUGGAGCCAGUUCCUCGACAGAGUGGAGAUCGAUUUAUUGAAGAGAAGACCCUUUUAUUGGCUGUUCGCUCUUUUGUGUUCUUCUCUCAGCUAAGUGCGUGGCUGAGUGUUUCACAUGGUGCUGUUCCCCGAAACAUUCUGUACAGGGUGAGCGCUGCAGAUGUGGACUUGCAAUGGAAGUUUUCCCAGACACCAACUGAGCAUGUCUUUCCUGUUCCAAACGUUUCUCACAACGUGGCCUUGAGAGUCAGUGUCCAGUCCUUGCCCAGACAAUCGAACUACCCAGUACUGACCUGUAGUAUUCACACCAACCUUAGCUUUUAUGAAAAGAGAAUGCAAGAGCGUAAGUUACAUCAGCACAGUGAUUCCAUUGCGGCACAGCAAUGCAGUACCUCCAGUCCACAGCGCUUCUGUGGGAAACAGACGUGGACAGUGACACCUGAAGGGCAACUUAAUGGAAAAAAGGCACCUGAAUUUACCACAUCUCUCAGAAAUUUAAAACUUUAUCCAUCUACCAGACUUGGAUCUGACUUUGGGGCAUCGCAGUCUAAGGUUCAGUGCUAUAAUGCUACAGCAGACAGUAAGACGCAAUUUCACGAAGCACCUGUCAGAACUUUUAAAUCCUUUUCCCUAGCUGAUUCUCGUGUUUCGAAUAGUCAUUGCUCUCAUCAGCCCACAGGAGAAACCAAUCCUUUGAUAGGCUCUUUACUUCAAGAGCGACAAGAAGUCAUUGCACGGAUUGCUCAGCACUUGAUUCACUGUGAUCCAGCUACUUCACCAGUUGUUACUGGACGUCCAUUCAACAUACAUGAAAACAGCUUGGCUACUCCGAAAAGCUUUCGGAGUACUUACGAAGACGAAAACUUGCCAAGGAAAGGCAAGGAGAACUCCCCUGUUUCUAUUGCCAACUUAGACAAUGUGAUACAAGAUGGCAGUGAAGGGAAAACUAGAGCAAUACCAGAGAUCACACUGCUGGAUUCCCGCGUUCCAGUGAACCAUUAUGGCCGUCAGUUGGCAGGAGAGGGCAAUCCCCUGAUCGAUUCUCUGCUCCAGGAGCGGCAGGAGGUGAUAGCAAGGAUUGCCCAACACUUGAUUCAUUGUGAUCCGGCUACUUCUCAUGUUACUGGACAUCCUUUAAAAGGACAUGAGACUAGCCCAGUUACUUCAAAGAUUUUCCGAAGUACAUAUGAAGAUGAAAAUUUGCUGAAGAAAGGCAAGGAACCCUCUUCUGUUUCUUUUGCUAAAUCUGAUUUUAAUUCAUUAGAAGACAGCAGUAAAUCAAGGACUAAGACACCUGAUACUCCUAUCAGUCCUUCUAGGUUUGAUGGAGAAUCAAAGCCUUCUCUGAAACUCCAAGCAAGAAGAAAAUUAGUUUUAUCAAAACCCAGUGAAGCUGUCCGCAGUGCAUUUCAUCAGACUUCCAAUAAAACUUCUCAUGCAUUUACUAACAUUCACACGUCAUCAUCAUGUAUUAAAGAAAAUAAAUCUGAAUUGCCAGAUAAAUCGGAAAUGAAACAUUCUGGUUGUGCACAGAAAGACCAGAUAGCCAACAGAAUUAAACAGUGUUCAAAUUUCAGCAACAUUGAUGAACAGAUUUGCACAAAUAAACUUAAAGAAAGAACAGUUUCUAAUGAGAACAACAGCACGGACAGUUCUUUUAACAAUUUACAGAUAGAUAAAUGCCGAAUACUUGAAGGUACAAAAAAGGCAACUGUGAUGCAGGUUUCUGACUCUUUGCACAAAAAUGAGCUCAAGUGUUUAGAUAAAGACUCAAAAAAACCAAUUAUUUAUGAGCAAAACACUCAGCUUAUUAGUAUUGAGAAUUAUUUAAAUAAAGACCAUGACAGUUUCAAAAACAAAACCAAACAAGAUAAAACUAAAACUGCACAUGAUGAGAAUGAAGACCCAAUAGGUGUCGAUUUACAAAGCACUUCUCAGAAGAAACCUACAGAGGACAGUGUAGUUAAGUGUGACCGGCUGAAGAACCCAGAUGUACAGAAAGCACCGUCUUUAAAACAUGCAAAUACAUGGCGGAAACAUAAUUUUCGAUCCUUGGAUGGAACGUCAACCAAGGCUUUUCAUCCCAGAACUGGAUUGCCUCUGCUUUCAAGUCCUGUUCCUCAAAGGAAAACACAGUCGGGGUGCUUUGAUCUGGAUUCAUCACUGCUGCAGUUGAAAUGUCUGUCUGCAAGAAGCCCACAACAAUGUAUAAACAGAGACAGGGAUCCAGAGAGCCAUGGGAAACCAUUCCUAAGUUCUAGUGCUCCACCAGUAACAAGUCUUAGCCUUCUGGGAAACUUUGAGGAAUCUGUCCUGAAUUUUCGCUUAGACCCGCUCGGCGUCGUGGAGGGUUUCACAGCAGAAGUAGGAGCAAGUGGAGUCUUUUGUCCCACACACAUGACUCUGCCAGUUGAAGUGUCAUUCUACAGCGUUUCAGAUGAUAAUGCACCCUCUCCUUACAUGGGUGUAAUUACUUUAGAGUCCCUUGGUAAAAGGGGUUAUCGGGUACCGCCUUCAGGAACAAUACAAGUGACCUUAUUUAACCCUAACAAAACUGUGGUGAAGAUGUUUGUAGUGAUCUAUGACUUGAGAGAAAUGCCAGCUAAUCAUCAAACAUUCCUACGGCAAAGAACUUUCUCUGUUCCUGUGAGACGAGAAGUCAAGAGAACUGUCAAUAAAGAAAACAGUCAACAGACUGAAGAAAGGCUGCUACGCUACCUCAUACAUCUGAGGUUCCAGAGUUCUAAAUCUGGAAAGAUCUACCUCCACAGAGAUGUAAGGCUCCUAUUCUCUCGGAAAUCCAUGGAAGUUGAUAGCGGCGCUGCAUAUGAACUCAAAUCUUACACUGAAUCUCCAACAAAUCCUCAGUUUUCACCAAGAUGCUAGCAAACAAUGGCAAACUGAAGUAUUCAUUUUACUGUUGAUUACUCCUUACGAGCGAAGACCGGUAGAGGUGGCAGUAUAAAGUUAAGUCUGUAAAGGAAUGAAAAUAGCGCUCAAGAGAGAGAAGGUUCUUGUGUGAUCCUGGACCAGUUUUUGAAAGGUUUCUGGAAUGAGCUUUGUGUAUUCCAAGUAGACUGGAAAUAUACUUAAAUCUAAUCUUUUUGUACUGUUAUAAAACCACUUCAUUGGAUGUGUUGCAAUAGCAAAUUCCCAAGUUAGUUUAGUGUUUACACUUUUUAUUUUAUUUUUCAGUUAUUUAAUAUUUAAUGUUUCAUUUAAUACUCAAGUGAUGUUUGUCUUCAGUGUUCUAAUGUAGCAUAAAUCCUAUGUAAAAUCAUACUAUGUAUUUUUGGCAUUAAUAUUGAAAUCUGAAAUAUAUACAGAUGUCUUUAA